This is a messenger RNA of Toxotes jaculatrix (banded archerfish), 1358 nucleotides long. RefSeq names its product methyltransferase like 1 (gene mettl1). Gene Ontology annotation, molecular function: tRNA (guanine(46)-N7)-methyltransferase activity. Gene Ontology annotation, cellular component: tRNA methyltransferase complex. Gene Ontology annotation, biological process: tRNA methylation; RNA (guanine-N7)-methylation. NCBI's taxonomy places the organism in Eukaryota, Metazoa, Chordata, Actinopteri, Toxotidae. The record is from RefSeq and is a predicted model, not a curated record. The transcript has 6 exons. Bases 113 to 838 code for a protein of 241 amino acids.
ACAACCGGCGGUGAACUAGAAACCCCUUUGGAGUACACGUUCCUAUGUUUAUUUAAAUAUUUACGGGACAGAUUGAACAUUGUCGAGAGCAGAGUUUGUAUUUUAAUCCAACAUGAGUUCGUCAAUGCCUCAGAAGCGUUACUACAGACAGCGAGCCCAUUCAAACCCUAUGGCUCACCACACGUUUGACUAUCCUGUGUGUCCAGAGGAAAUGGACUGGUCCAAGCUGUAUCCAGACCUCUUCACAGGAAACCUGUCUGAGAAAGAGACCCCACAAGUGGAGUUCGCAGACAUUGGAUGUGGAUACGGGGGGCUUUUAGUGGAGUUAUCUCCACUUUUUCCUGAGAAGCUCAUCCUGGGCCUGGAGAUCCGAGUCAAAGUGUCAGAUUAUGUUCAGGAUCGUAUCCAGUCAUUGCGAGCCUCUGAGCCGGGAAGCUACCAGAACAUCGCCUGCAUUCGCAGUAAUGCAAUGAAGUACCUGCCCAACUUCUUCUCUAAAGGACAGCUCAGUAAGAUGUUCUUCCUCUUCCCCGACCCUCACUUUAAGAAAACCAAGCACAAGUGGAGGAUCAUUAGUCCCACAUUGUUGGCGGAGUAUGCUUACACACUGAGAAUUGGGGGUUUGGUGUAUACCAUCACAGAUGUGGAGGAAGUCCACCUCUGGAUGGUGAAGCACUUCACUGAACAUCCACUGUUUACACGUGUCCCUGAUGAAGAACUGGUUGAGGACGUCAUCAUAAAUCGUUUGGGUACAUGUACAGAAGAAGGAAAGAAAGUGCAGAGAAACGGAGGGAAGAAUUUCCUCGCAGUUUUCCGAAGGAUUGAGGAUUUAAACUAAGACCAAACUACUUGGACAUGCAGGAAACAACUAUCAUGGUGUUAAGCAGUCUUUCAGGCAUGAACUGCACAGAGGAUGAUACUGCCCUGUGGAAUUGGAGGCUGUGGCUUGUUCCACAAGCAGAUGAAACAGUGAUUUUUUUUUCCCUGGAAUUAAUGAACAAACAUAUACUUCCUUUCCUGACAGUUUUGACACAUAAUUUACAUAUUUCAUUCCUUAGCUCACAAAAGACGCCACAAGGGAAGUAAAUCACAAAAGGAUUUUUAUUCAGACUAGGCUAGCACAGUGUUUUGUGGAGCUUUUUUAAAAUAUUGCCUCUUUUUUUUUAAAUGGUGUUCUUCAGUUUCUUUUCCUAAAAGUGACUGCAUUGUUUUGGAUUAAAGCUGUAAAUUCUAUCAGUAAAACAACUAUAUGUUGUAUUCUUGCAUUGCUGUUAUUGUGGGGCCUUUCUCAAAAAACCAAGUUUGUUUGAAAAAAAAAAAAAAAACACGAGAUCAGUUGCUUUUAUCUUCAGCCCCUA